Messenger RNA from Phaeoacremonium minimum UCRPA7, 3099 nucleotides. RefSeq names its product putative wd repeat-containing protein 5b protein. NCBI's taxonomy places the organism in Eukaryota, Fungi, Ascomycota, Sordariomycetes, Togniniales, Togniniaceae. Gene Ontology annotation, molecular function: ubiquitin binding. The record is from RefSeq and is a predicted model, not a curated record. The transcript is spliced from 5 exons. Bases 1 to 3099 code for a protein of 1032 amino acids. Gene Ontology annotation, biological process: double-strand break repair via homologous recombination; protein deubiquitination.
AUGGCCAAGAAGGCGCGUCAGAGGAUUAGCUAUGUUCUCGAGCUAGCCGGGUCUCAAGCGGGCGGCCACAGACUUGGUGUCAAUGGUCUCGCCAUAGAUCGUGACAAUGCUAUCCUCUAUUCCGGAGGUCGCGACGGCAUCGUCUGUGCCUGGGAUCUGAACCUCGACCUUCGAAGCUCUUCGACCUCCUCCGUCAUCGAUGCGACGCCCACCGGAGAUAAGGCCGCCAACGGCACCGCGAAACUGAAGUCGACCACCAAGUUCCGCCGCCAGACGCAGGCGCAUACCCACUGGAUCAAUGAUGUUGCAUUGGCCCAGAACAAUACGGCUGUCGUCUCGGCGUCGUCAGAUCUGACCGUCAAGGUGUGGCGGCCCCAUGCGCAGGAUGACCAGGAGCCGGCGACGAUCGGCCAGCAUGCCGACUACGUGAAAUGCGUCGCGACGCCAAACCAGCAGACCAAUUGGGUGGCCUCCGGCGGACUGGACCGGAAGAUAUACCUCUGGGACCUGCAGGGUGGUGGAAAGACUCUCGAGAUCGAUGUGAGCGGCGAGGAGAUCACCGAGAAGGGUUCCGUAUAUGCCCUCAGCGUCAACGACAGCAUUCUCGCCAGUGGAGGCCCCGAGUCCACCGUGCGCCUCUGGGACCCGAAGAGCGGCAAGCGCAUCACCAAGUUCGUGGGACAUACUGACAACAUCCGUGCUAUCCUCGUCAAUGACACAGGAGAUACGAUCAUGACCGCCAGUGCCGAUCAGACCGUCAAGGUGUGGAGUGUCACGGCAGGUCGCUGCAUGCAUACCCUCACCAUGCACAACGACAGCGUCUGGUCUCUGUACUCGAAUGAGCCCGACCUAGGCAUUUUCUACAGCAGUGACCGCUCGGGCAUGGUUGUCAAGACAGAUGUUCGCGGUACGCUGGACGAGAUGGACGACGGUCUCGCACUUGCCGUUGCACAAGAACAUGAGGGUGUUGGAAAGGUUAUUGCGUGCGGUGACUACAUCUGGACGGCCACCUCGAGCUCAUCUAUCAACCGAUGGCGAGAUGUGGACACGGGUGCUGAUAUCCAGCUUCCCGAGGCCUACAGGCAACACCGAGCCUCACUUUCUACCACGAUCCCACGGUCAGCAUCAGCGUCUACAGUCAGUGCCCCGGCAAAGAAAGAGAUACCAGCAAGAUCGAUACUGCGCAUAUCCAAUACAGCUCUGUUCCCAGCUCGUGUUGCCCAGGAGUCUGAGUCUAAUACGGUCAAUGGCGUGGCGAUGAGUCGAAAGGGGUCAGAUAUCGGCAUCGAUCAAGCCCCCAACGUCAUUGAGCCAAUUCUCGAUCUCCCAGAGGAGACAAUUGAGGGUCAGUUCGGCCUGGUCAAGCAUCGCUUGUUAAACGAUAGACGGAGGGUGCUCACAUUGGAUACUGCCGGAGAUGUGCUCCUAUGGGAUCUGAUACAGUGCAAACCGAUUCAGAGUUUUGGCAAGAAGCAUCUGGAAGAUAUCGAGCCACAUGUGAACACGCUAGAAGCGGUCGCCCCAUGGUGUUCUAUCGAUACUAGCUCAGGUAACCUUACCGUUGUGCUCGAGCCUUACAACUGCUUCGAUGCCGAGAUGUAUGCGGACGAGCUCUCGUUAGACGAACCCGUUGAUUUUAGAGACGAUCAAAGGAUAAAUCUUGGAAAGUGGAUCUUGCGUUAUCUUUUCUCAAAGCUCAUAGACGAAGAAAUCAAGCGCGAUGAAGCACAUCGCCUGAAACUUAAUGACGCAGUAGAGAAGCGCAUUGCGGCUGCUCAAGCAAACCCUCCAAUGUCUAUAUCGCUACCAAGCCCUGCAACCAAUUGGGAGAGCGCGACAGAGUCUCCGGUGACUACACCAAGGGCCAAUGGGUCGCAGUACCCUCCGCCUACUCCAGGAAUUGGUAUCGGCCUCGCCACGCCCGGGCUCCCUGGCGUCAAGGAAGAGGGCACGAGCCCAAUGAGCCCGCUGGACAAACGGCUGUCCCAUGUCAGUCGUCCAUCAGUGGACAAGGACGACUACUUCUCCAACGCCAUUGGAUCCGUAGAGAGCGCCAAGCCUGCGACUACACCAGCAACUGAACAACCUCCAUCGGACGCGAAGACUUCUACCGAAAAUGGAAAGGAGAAAGAAAAAGAAAAAGAGAAGGAGAAGGGCGACAAUGGAAAGUCUCAAGCUACACCAUUCGGCAAGAAGUUCCGUAUGGGCAUGUCCUUUGGCAGCAAGAAACUCGGUCGCUCCGCAUCAACAACUGCUCCUGAGAAGCCGGCGGUCGUUGAUGAGAGAGCAGAGGAGUCUGAAUCUUCUUCUAACCACGAGAAAGAAUUCGACGACAGCUUCCUCGGUGUUGUGCAGAAGAUCCAGAACGAGUAUGAGAAGCAGCUGACCGAAACCCCUGAAAAGUUCGUCGAGACACGCAUCGCGCCCAGCUUAGCGAACGAUACGCCGGUGCUCAAGCUGCCUUCUGGUACAAAGGUCAUUAUCCAAGAGGAGACGUCCGGUGGAAGCGCCGAGCUGUACAGGGGCACCGUGGAGACCGUUGGAGCAGAUGCCGAUACUAUCGAGCAAUGUGCACCAAUGUGGCUUGGCGAGGUGCUUCUCUUGAACGCCAUUCCGCAGAAGGAUCCUAUCAAGGUUUCUUUCGUUUUGCACCCGUGGCAAGACUCACUGCCGAGUAUAGCAACAGCUGACGGUAACAACCGGCUAAACGCCAAUCGGAUGCUGAGAGUCAAGAAGAUCCUAGCGUACGUCGCCGAGAGAAUUGAUCCGCCUGCGGACCCCGAGAAUCCGGACCCGGAUGCCUUACGGCCAGAGGAGUAUCUCGAGCUGUACUGUAACGAUCAGGUGAGUCAUGUUGCCAUGUCGAGUCCGUCAUCUCCCCACACGCUGACAUACUUCCAGCUCUUGCCGAUUUCGAUGAGUCUGGCCACCCUUCGUGCACAUAUUUGGAAGGGCGGCAAUGAUAUUGUGUUGUACUAUAAAGCCAACGGCAAGAAGGAGAUACCAUUCCCACCGCCACCUGCCCCGGAGCCAGAACCAGAGCCGGCGGAGACAGAGGCCCCUGGCAUCCCUCCGCAACCUACCGCGGUGGCUGCAUGA